This is a messenger RNA of Lobosporangium transversale, 992 nucleotides long. RefSeq lists its product as hypothetical. The record is from RefSeq and is a predicted model, not a curated record. The transcript has a single exon. Bases 35 to 970 code for a protein of 311 amino acids. Lineage: Eukaryota; Fungi; Mortierellomycota; Mortierellomycetes; Mortierellales; Mortierellaceae.
CCUCAUAACCUUUUCAAAAAAAAAAAAAAAAAAAAUGAAGUCAACGCCUAAAAUCCUCGUCGUAUUUGGAGCCACUGGUCGACAAGGAGGGUCUGUUAUCAACUAUGUCCUCAAUCAUCCAGAGCUAUCCAAGCAAUUCAAGCUUAGAGCUGUGACACGCGUUCCCUCUAAGCCAGUCGCACAAGCCUUACAGCAACGAGGAGUUGAGGUCGUCAAAGGAGACCUGUAUGACAAAGAGUCACUCAAGGAUGCUCUCAGAGGUGCAUAUACUGUCUUUGGGGCUACUUUCACGGAAUAUGACGACAGUCUCUAUGCUAAAGAAAUCAUUCAAGGCAAGAAUUUAGCAGAUGCAGUUGACGCCGCAGGUGUCCAAUAUAUCAUCUUUAGCACUUCGCGGCACCCAGGAGAAACCUCCAAUGGCAAACACCCUCAUGUGCACGGUCUCAACGCCAAGGCCAACAUCGAAAAAUACAUUCGCUCUCUCCCCAUCAAGAGCGCCUUUUUCUUACCAAGCAUCUUUUUUCAGAACUUUUACAGCUUUUUUACUAUCCCUCAGCCCCAAGGUGAUGGAACCUUUACGAUAUUCAAUGUAGUCUCUCCUCAGAGCGUAUUUGAGUUUUUUGAUCCUGUUGCUGACACAGGCAAAUUUGUGGGUGCUAUUCUCGCAGAACCGGAAAAGUUCGAAAGCAAAACCCUGUGUGCAGCAGCAACCUUUUGCUCAUUUGAGGAAGUAGCAGGGAUGAUCAGUAAAGCAACAGGCAAGAUCGUAAAGUACAAGCAGGUGCCUGUGAAUGAGUUUAAUCAUACCAUACCGGCGACUUACAGCCAAUGCUUCAUCCAUAUUAUGCUUUACCUGGAGGAGUUUGGUUUUUUUGAAUCAAAGGAGCAUGUAGAAUGGUCUACAGAAAAUAUUCAUGACAAACUGACCACAUUUGAGGAGUUCCUCCUGAAGAACCCUCUCCAUCUGUAAUGAUCCAUCAAUGUAUGAGCCC